Messenger RNA from Paramecium sonneborni, 1640 nucleotides. Lineage: Eukaryota; Ciliophora; Oligohymenophorea; Peniculida; Parameciidae. The record is from the annotation of a GenBank genome assembly.
UCUGUAUGAAAUUAAGUUAAACUCCAAACACUAAAGUGUCUAGAAUGGAUGAUACAUUUUCAACUGAUAUACAUAAUAUGUGUUAUAGUAGAGUAAAUAUCCUCACCAGUGAAGUAGAGAAGCUAACAGAUGUAUUAGGAACAGCCUCUUAAGAAAUGGAAGUUCUUAAAGAACAUAAUCUCGAUUUGUAAAAUUAAUUAACUGAGAUGGAACAUUCAAAUUAAAUUGUAUUUCUAAUCUAUAUGAUUAGCUCAAUUAAGAGUUUAAUAAUAUUUGUGAAAGAUUAAAAUAAAAAAGCAUCGAAUCAGAAGAGUAUGCCUUUCAGGUUUAAAAGUUGACUCUAUAAAAAUAAGUAUAAAAUCAAAGUUAUAUAAUAGGAACUAACUCAAAAUUUAAACAAGGUUCUAAAUGAACUGGAACAAAUAAAUUAAGUGAUUGAUAUAAAGGAUCAGAUUAUUUAAUCUGGAAAAUAAUAAUUUAUUGCUAAAUCAGAAGAGUUAUAAUAAAGUUUGUAAUAAACUUAUCAUUUGGAUUAAGCAUUAAAGGUUUUAAAGGAAGAGAAAUUAAAAUAUAUUUAUGAAUAUUAAUAGCUAUAAAAAUUAUUUGAGGAGCAAAAUUAAUAAAUAAAGGAAUUAGAUGAAUAUCGAAUUGCUUAUGAGAAUUUAAAAGUAGAUUUAAAUAUUUUAAGAACCAAUUAUUCAAAUUUAUUGAACUAAAAAUUAGAAGAAAAAAAAGAAUUAGAAUCUCAAAUUGAUGUAUUAAGGGAUAUGCAUAGUUAUACAAUAGAAGAUGCAUAAUUAAAAUAUGCUGUAUUUUAAAUAAUGUUAUAUUAAUUUAGGAUUAAAUAAAAUAAGAAAUAGAAUCAUUCAAAUUAUAAUAUGACGAAUAGUAUAAAUUUGAAAGAAUGACAUAUGAAUCAACAAUAGAUUAAUUAAAGAAUUAAGUGAGUACACUUUAAUUACAAUUAUAAAAUGCAGAAAUUUUAAUUAACACUCAUAAAUAGAAUUUAAUGAAUUAAGCAUAAUUGAGUAUGUUUGAGAAAAGUAAUUAGGUAAGUGAAUUAAAGGCAUAAAAUUAUGUUUUAUAAGAAUCACUAAGAACAGCAAAUAGAGAAUUGAUUGAAUUGAAAUAAUAAAUGGAAAAUGGAACAAUAAUAAGAUUUGAUGAAGAAGUGAAGAAAUAGAUUGAGUAUAAAUUAGAUUUAUGUUAACAAUUACAAAAAGAGAAGGAAGAUAUUUUAAAAGAGAAUGAAUAAUUAAGUAGAGAAAAUAGAUUAUUAAAAGAGAAUAAUCAAUUAAUGUAGUAACAAUUAUCUCAAUAAUAAUCAAAUACAAGUUAAUUACCAUAAUCUAUACUUUUAAGUUAAAUAUCACCAUCAGGUAUUAAAUGAUAUUAUUAAAUUUUAAUAAGGUUUUUCAUCUGCAUAAAAGAUUAAUGACAGUGAAAAAAUAAAAUAUUUAUUGAAGGCUGUUGAAUAAUUAUAAAAUGCUAUAAAAGAUAGAGAUCUAGAGAUUACAAAAUUAUCAUAAAUGGCUAGUACAAAUGUUGGAUAGUCAUCAAUGAUUAACAAACCAAAUUCAAGAGUGCGAUUUUAUCAUCUUCAUUCAGAUGAUAUAAAUUCAUUUGAUAAAUAAUUAUGA